GCUACACGCGCGGUGUCCGUUUACGUAUGUUUCUCAGUCCUUCACCGUCCGUUGUUCCAAAACCAUUUUCUAUGUAAAUUUUUCCCAUGCAUAUUUACCAACCAUGGCGGCGGAGCAUGAUAAUUCAAAGAUCAUUAUGCAGGCACUACAUUCUACACAAAAAUUAAGAGAAAGUGUAAACAAGACUUUCACUAGCUUAACAGACGGCGUGAAGUCUACGAACGAUGCAGACCAAGCGAUGGAUGUGAAGAAUUUUGUAACUCAACUGCAGAUUAAUUUAUGUAUUGUUAAUGAUAACUUCAGUGAAUUGGAAAAACUUAGCAAUAAUAUCAGUAAAUUCAACCAAGGCAGCAGCAUAGGGUUGACGGGCUUACUGAGUUUGGAUCCAGUGUUGGACAAGACACCAUUGUAUCAGCAAAUAUUACAAUCCUACAAAUGGUCUUACAAGUUGAAGGAGCAUUGUGGCCACGCUUCAUCACUCAUGUCUCAAUACACAAUGAAAAGAUCCUCAGGUAUUACUGUAAAAAAGCGCAAGAUGCAGCCAAGCCCUCUGGCCAUCAGUCCACAGGUGAUUGAACAGAUGAUAUCCACUUUAAAUAGACAGUUUAUGGACAUAAUGGUCAUCAACAAAGUUCCUAACACACGAAAUGUGUAUCAGGUUACUCUUGGAAGAACAUUUCAUGCUAUUGUAGGAUUGAGGCGAAUUUUGAUUGAGCGAGUUGUUAUUCGUGGACAACAUGAAAACAUUAGCAUGGAUGAUAGAAUGGUUGAUAUGUGGGCCCCAUCAAAAUACAAAGUAUUUCAAAAGAUAACAGAUCAUGCCACGUCUGCUAUGCUACAUUACCACUUGCCACUUAGAGCAGAUAUAUGCUUCCGCUCAUUCAUGACUUGGCUACGCAGUUAUCAGAAGUUAUUUUCAACACCUUGUCGACAUUGUGGGCAGUUCCUGAUGGACAAUCUUCCUCCAACAUGGCAUGAUUUUAGAACAUUAAUCCCGUACCAUGAAUGCUGUAGGCAAUAGCAUGCUGUCAUCCAUCAAUAAAUGCUCCACUCAAGGAAGCCAAUGCUUUGUUACUGACACACCAAAUACCUUAUGUAUUCAAACAAGCUAUUGUAGUACUUGAUAAACCAACUAAAAUGUUGUCAAUAGAAUAACAUCCCUAAUUGUGUCACCAUGGCAAAGUUUCUCAGAAAGUUACAUACCCUUUUUUGUUUCUGAAAUGCACUCACUUGAUGCAUCCCAACAUAUGCAGAAAGUAUCUUUUCUGUGCAAAUUUGGACACAAUUGGUCAUCAAAGUAGUUGCAAAUAAUAAUGAAAGAAAAAACACCCUUGUUGCACAAAUUUGUGUACAUAGUUUACCUAAAUAUUGGGCAGGGGUAUGUCAACUCGCUCAAACCAAUCGCAACUGUUCGCGCAAACGUUCUUUGGAACGACUGGUGUGCAUUAAGCGAUGUCAAUAUGACGGCGCCCAGAAAUGAAGAUGGCGCGCACCAUACAAAGUUUUUUAGGCUUUGUUUUUGCUGCAAUAGUCCUCUUUUUGACAUC
Messenger RNA from Asterias rubens (European starfish), 1547 nucleotides. RefSeq names its product mediator of RNA polymerase II transcription subunit 27-like. Gene Ontology annotation, biological process: regulation of transcription by RNA polymerase II. The transcript is spliced from 8 exons. Bases 104 to 1021 code for a protein of 305 amino acids. The record is from RefSeq and is a predicted model, not a curated record. Gene Ontology annotation, molecular function: transcription coactivator activity. NCBI's taxonomy places the organism in Eukaryota, Metazoa, Echinodermata, Asteroidea, Forcipulatida, Asteriidae. Gene Ontology annotation, cellular component: mediator complex.